AUACUUUCCUCAGACAACAGUUGAGUUCCCUCUCAAUCAAAAGGAUGAAGUGCACAGUGCUGUUCCUUGUGCUGUCGAUGGUUGUCCUCAUGGCCGAACCCGGGGAUGCCUUUAUUUCCCACAUUAUCGGUGGAAUUAUUCACGCUGGCAAGGCUAUCCAUAGGCUCAUCCAGAAAAGGAGACAUGGGGAACAGCAGCUAGAGCAGCAACAGCAGCUAAACCAGCUCAAACAGUUCGAGCAGCAACAGCAGCUAAACCAGCGCUUGUUUAACCGAGAGCAGCUCAAGCAAGAGAGGGCUGCUUUCAAUGCUUUAUUUUAG
Messenger RNA from Archocentrus centrarchus (flier cichlid), 320 nucleotides. RefSeq names its product moronecidin-like. The record is from RefSeq and is a predicted model, not a curated record. Lineage: Eukaryota; Metazoa; Chordata; Actinopteri; Cichliformes; Cichlidae. The transcript is spliced from 6 exons. The coding region runs from base 45 to 320 and encodes 91 amino acids. Gene Ontology annotation, biological process: defense response to bacterium.